This is a messenger RNA of Limanda limanda (common dab), 6607 nucleotides long. RefSeq names its product latent transforming growth factor beta binding protein 1 (gene ltbp1). The transcript has 30 exons. Gene Ontology annotation, molecular function: calcium ion binding. Bases 355 to 4926 code for a protein of 1523 amino acids. Lineage: Eukaryota; Metazoa; Chordata; Actinopteri; Pleuronectiformes; Pleuronectidae. The record is from RefSeq and is a predicted model, not a curated record.
CUCUGACCGCGGAGCGACUCACUCACUGUCCGGAGGAAGCCGUGGCAGCUCGGACACCCUGCGAGCCACAGGAGGACACGGAGCGGAGCCUCGUUCACCUCUACCCGCGAGGAACGAUUUUACGAGACAUGCCCUCUUUUAUUUGACACUUUUGACAGAAGAACCGACGCUUUUCUUUGGUUAAAGUUAGCUUAUUUAGGUUGGAGGUCGAUACCUGCAUGAAUAGCUCAGGAUUACACAGGCUUUUGUUACUUUUAAGAAGUAAGAGAUUUUUUUAAAGGAGCCGAAAUUAACCUGGAUAGCCCCCUCCCUCACUCCCUGCCUCCCAAACUUCACUCACUGCUCGGUGUCGAUAUGUCUUGGAAUAACCGGGGCCUCUUAUUUGCCUUCGGUGUGUUGCUGUGUGUGUCAGCGGAGCAGCAGCAGGGCCAGAGCGGCUUCAGGAGGCUGUUCGUACUGCAGCCCGGGCCGGGGCCGGGGCCGGUUUCGGCCGGAGGGGACGGCGGGGUGCGGGUCAGCUCCAUCUCGACGCGUCAUGGCGCGGCGGGGCAACCGCACACGUACAACGUGGAGCUCACCGCCAACUUCGGGCGCCAGGUCCGGACCCGCAGGAUGGGGAACCAGGCGGCUCCGGUGCCCCAGUUCAGCCCGCAGCUGCCAUCAGUGGUCCGGCAGAGCGGACAGGAGCAGAGCCAGCAGCGGCAGGUUAUGAAGCUGCCCGGGGUGAACGUCUGUGGAGGGCAGUGCUGUCAUGGAUGGAGCCAAGUUCAGGGGUCACAGCGGUGCACAAAGCCCAACUGCUUCCCUACGUGCCAGAAUGGAGGAAUGUGCCUCAGGCCUCAGCUCUGUGUCUGUAAGCCUGGCUCAAAAGGGAAGGCAUGUGAACAGAAGACGGUGUCCACACACCCUUUUCCAGCGCCGCCUAGGAAUGAACCUACCAAUGGGCACAACCCUGGUCACACAAAUGGACACACUACUGGUCACACUAAUGGACACAGUGUAAUACCCCAGCGGCCCAUACCUCAGCAAGUGCCUCCCAGUGGGUACGCUUCUGCCCCCCCACCAGCUAGCAACAUGGCUCAGAUGAAACUAACUGUCAAGCCCUACCCUCAGCUUCUGCGACCACAGUAUGUGCAACAACACAUCCAACAGCACAUCCGGUCCAUGCCCAUGCACCCAGUUCAGAGCCAGCAGUAUGUUAUGAAGCCCAAAUACUACCACACACACACUACACACAGACAGACACAUGUUCAGCCCCAACCAGAGAGGCCAAUCCCCCUAAGAGUCGGACACAACCCCUACCCCGUGGGCAACCAUACGGGAAGGAUCAAGGUGGUCUUCACACCCACCAUCUGCAAGUUAACCUGCAUUGGAGGCAGGUGUCACAACAACUGUGAGCUGGGAAACACCACUACCAUCAUCAGUGAGAAUGGCCAUGCCACAGACACCCUGACAGCACCCAACUUCAGAGUAGUGGUUUGUCACCUUCCAUGUAUAAAUGGUGGAAAGUGCAGCUCUAGGGACAAGUGUCAGUGUCCUCCCAACUUUACUGGAAAGUUCUGCCAGAUGCCGGUUCAGAAUGGGCGACAGCAGCAGGCAGGCGGCUACAGCCAAACUCAAGUCCACUCCACACACACGCUGCCACUGACCUACAGCAACAGCCAGAGUAACGUGUUCAAUCCCAGUGUCGUCAACAUCCAUAUCAAACAUCCUCCAGAAGCCUCUGUCCAGGUUCACCAGGUGUCCCAGCUGGACAAUUUCCACAACAACGGCCACCAGCUGAAAGGUUCCCAGUCAGGCUCCUCUUCAUCUACCAGCUACAACUACCACCUCACAGACAGCAGCCAGAAGAUCCAGCACCACGGAUAUAACAUAGUUUAUCCGGGCCAGCACGGCUACCAGGUCCCCACGUACCAGCCUGUUACCUCCAAGAACACACUGGGCCGCUGCUUCCAGGAGACUACAGGCAGUCAGUGUGGGAAGGCUCUGCCAGGUCUCAGUAAGCAGGAGCAGUGCUGUGGAACCAUUGGAACAUCCUGGGGUUUCCACAAAUGCCAGAAGUGUCCAAAUAAACCAUCUAUCCCUCUGAUAGACUGUCCUCAGGGCUACAAGAGAAUCAACAGCUCUCAUUGCCAAGAUUUGGAUGAGUGCCAGCUACAGGGUGCGUGUCCAAAUGGAAACUGUCUGAACAGCGUUGGCAGCUACAGGUGUAUGUGUAAACCUGGCUAUGUCCCUGACCCAACACUCACCACUUGCAUACCCGACACUCCUGCCAUCCAAGAGGAGAAGGGGGCUUGCUUCCGUUUGGUCAGCUCAGGCAGACAGUGUUUGCACCCAGUUUCUGCCCAGCUGAGUAAACAGCUCUGCUGCUGCAGUGUGGGCAAAGCCUGGGGCCCUCACUGUGACAAAUGCCCCCCUCCGGGAACAGCUAAGUUCAAAGAGAUCUGUCCUGGUGGAAUGGGCUACACUGUUCUACCAAAUCCACCUGUCAAUAAGCCGGUCACUGUUUACCAGCAGCCCAUUGACCUGCAACCCCCCCAGCCCCUGCCAACGCCAGAGAGGCCGGUGGAGGCUUUUGGGAAACCAGAGGAGAUGAUACCAGAGGUGGUCGAGAGGAGUUCUCCACCUGCACCAGUGGAGAUCCUCCCAUCUAACGCAGGCCAGGACAUCGCCCCCACCCAGUCAACUGAAGUGAAUGAGUGCCAGAUCAACCCUUACAUUUGUGGCCAGGGGAUUUGUUACAACACCGCUGAGGGCUACAUCUGCCACUGUGAUGAAGGAUACCGCCUGGAUGAUGCCCAAACCACCUGUGUCGAUUUAGAUGAGUGUUUGGAAAGCCCAUCUUUGUGCGUUGGCGGUGACUGCAAGAACACAGAGGGCAGUUUCCUGUGUGUGUGUCCAUGGGGAUUCCUGAUUGAUGAAGAGGGAACCAGUUGUGUUGAAAUCGAUGAAUGCAUAGACACAACAGUGUGCCCCUCUGGCAUCUGUUUCAAUGUGCCAGGGAGUUACAACUGUGGUUCUUGUCCUGAUGGCUUUGUGGCACAGGGAGGCCGGUGUGCAGAUAUAGAUGAGUGCCAGGAUCAGCGGGUCUGUACCAGAGGCCACUGUCUAAACACUGAAGGCUCCUUUAUCUGUGAGUGUGGUCCAGGCUUCAGAGUGUCAGCGACUGGAGACGAGUGUGACGAUGUGGAUGAGUGUGUGGAGGAAGCCAGGCCCUGUGAGGCUGUAGGGGAGUGUGUGAACAACAUGGGCUCCUACACCUGUACCUGCCCACGGGGAUACCAGCAGAUCGAUGGUACCAGCUGCAGAGAUGUUGAUGAGUGUAUGGAUGAGUCAGAACUCUGUUCCCCCAAUGGCGAGUGUCUCAACACAGAAGGAUCCUAUUUGUGUGUGUGUGAGAGUGGAUUUACCGCCAACCUCGACACCCCCUCCUGUGAUGAUAUUGAUGAGUGUGGUCUCAAUGAGACACAAUGUGGCUCUCACGGCUUCUGUGAGAACAGACUGGGCUCCUUCCGAUGCUUCUGUGACCAGGGCUACCGGGAGACCGAGGAUGGCCAAGGCUGUGUGGAUUUGAAUGAGUGCAAGUUGCUGAGCAGCGUGUGUGGAGAAGCUCAGUGUGUGAACAUGGAUGGUUCCUUCCGCUGCAUGUGUCCCAGCGGCCAGGACUAUAACGUCAUGAUCGCCAAGUGUGAGCCUGUUCCGACAGCGUCGUCGGUAGAGCGUAAGGAGUGCUACUAUCAUCUGAAUGAUGAGAAUCUGUGUGAGAGUGUGCUGACCAGCCACGUCACCUUGCAGGAGUGCUGCUGCACGCUGGGAGCUGGCUGGGGUGACAACUGUGAGGUACAUCCCUGCCCUGUCAAUGGCACAGACCACUUUAACCAGAUGUGUCCAUAUGGAAGAGGUUUUUUUCCCAGUGCUGACUUGCUGUAUGGAGUACCCACUGCUGACACUUACAAGGAUGCAGAUGAAUGUACACUGUUUGGCCAGGAGGUGUGUAAAGGAGGCUUCUGUCUGGAUACUGUGGGAAGCUAUGAGUGUUACUGCAAGACUGGACAGGACUACGACCCUUCCAAGCUGGAGUGCAGAGACAUCAAUGAGUGUCUUGAUGAGUCUGUGUGUGUCGGUGGACAAUGUAUGAACACAGAUGGCUCAUUCAUGUGUUUCUGUACACAUCCAAUGGUGUUGGACCCCAACAGUAACCAAUGUGUCUUCAUUCCUGAGGUGGCGGAGCAACAUGAGACAGAGCAGAUCGACUACCAGGGGAUCUGCUGGCAGACGGUUACAGAGACCAUGACGUGCACACAGCCGCUGGGUCGCAACAGGAAGACCACAUACACAGAGUGCUGCUGUCUGUAUGGAGAAGCCUGGGGCAUGGACUGUGCCCUGUGUCCCCCGAGAAACACCGAGGAUUAUGCAUCCAUGUGUAACAUACCUCUGGGUGGUGGGCGACGGCCAUAUGGCCAUGAUGCCCUCACUGCUGGCCCAGUCCAUGAAUAUGAAGUGAGGCCAGACUACUCUCCAUCACCUGAGCAGGAGGCUGUCCUGCCCUUCUAUGAGAACCAGGAGCAUCCAUUCAAAGCAUUUGAGGGUUUGCGAGCAGAGGAGUGUGGGAUACUGAAUGGCUGUGAGAAUGGCCGGUGUGUGCGGGUUCAGGAGGGAUACACCUGUGACUGCUUCGAUGGAUACACCUUGGACCUGUCCCGCAUGACCUGCAUUGAUGUGAACGAGUGUUCAGAACUGAACAAUCGGAUGUCGCUGUGUAAAAACGCAAAGUGCAUCAACACAGUGGGCUCCUAUCAGUGUGUCUGUCUGCCAGGGUUCACUGCUUCUGACAAACCCAACUACUGUGUGGAGGUUCCAACACACCACACAUCAACACACACACAGGCUUGCGGACACUUGGAUGACACCACACGAGCUGUAUGAAGGCAUGUUGUGUUUUUUCUGUUGUUUUACUACAUCUGAAGUGUAGGUCACCAUUGAUUUCAAAUGUAUUGGAUUCUGCUGCAACACUGUUUACACCUGAGACUCUAUAAGUGUUUUGUGGACUCAAACACUUCACCCAUCCCUUCAUCGGCAUAGUGGUGACUAAAAUUACUGUAUAUAAUCUUAUCAUCUAAUGAGAAAUGAACAUCCAAAGCGUGAAUACCACAAAAAGGUAAACAGGAUAAACACAGUUCCAUUUGAAGGUGGCAUCAUUCAGCUAAAGUACCGUACAUGCAAUUGACAGCAUUUCUCAUUCGCAUUCAAUUUUUGUCUGUAAGGCAGUAACAAGGUCAUUCGUUCUACUGCUUUAUGCUAAUGUUUAACAGAUGAAAUGUUCAACAUGUUAAACAUCUUUUUUUUAUUGUGUUAGCAUCUGCCAAAUAGCAAAUCACAGCUGAGGCUGAUGGAAAAACCAAAGAGUAAUGGACACAUUCUAAUUUUGAAAUGAUAGUAAGGAAAAGUUAGAGGAUCAAACAGUUGCUGUAGUUCAUCCUGACCGGAGCAUUACUUUGAUAGUACUUGAUGGUAAUACAGCUAAUUUCUGAGUUGUUACCCAAAUCCAAAGUAAGUUGGACCAAAACGGUGGAUGUACUUACACUGUCAUUCUUAAGGCCACACCACCAGUGUGGAUAAUAAGCUUGGGAACCGCUACUUUACAGACUAUUAUGCUGCCUUAUGCUUCCACUUCCCUCCACAUGUAUUUUUUCACUUAAUUCAACAUUUGAUGGAGUCGCUGACAAGCCAUUUAUUAUCAUGUUUAAAACUGGGAUGUAAAUGCUGAGAUGAAGCUGGGAAACAUUGACAUAGAUCCUUGAGGAGACUGUUGUUCCUUAAAAGUAUAGAAAUACAACAAACACACACACACGCACACACAGACAUACACUUACUUAAUCAAAGCCCAUAUAUUCUGCACUGUAUAAAAUACACACUAAAUGAAACAAACAGUAAGUUACUUGAGAUGAAGAUUCAACUUAAUCUGCUCUUUGGUGUCAUCGUAUUUUGGUGAUAGAAACACAGAACUGUAUAAAAUGUAUGUUGCUUUUCUAAGUUUAUUUCUUAUUUUGUAAAUGGAGAUUUACGUGUUACACAAGGCCGUAUUGCUCUUUUAACAAAUUGACAAACCCUUUGGACUUGUGCUGGGGGAUCCAGUUUCAUGUUGUACCCAGUCGAACUGAUUGUGGAUAUUUAAUUCUGUGAAGAGGUCAGCUGUUUGCUCCUCCUCUUCCUUUUUGCCAUCACUCUGUCUGCCAUUAAGAAAAGCCUGUUACCACGCUACACUUCUUUUGUAAAAUGCAUCCUAAAUCUACUUGUUGUUUCCUGUUUCUUACAAAGAGCUUAAAGACUUUUUGUUACCUGGUAUUCCUUCCUCCUUGUGUCUAUGUGUUGAGAUGACUGAACUGUUUUAUUUUCCAUACUUCUCUUUACUACAUUUCACUGCUAAGUCUUGCCAGUUGGCAAAGCUGCUAUGGGACAGAAGAAACUUGUGUACAUUUAAACAAAAGAGUGGAGAACAUAGCUAUGUGUUUGUAAUUUGUACAUGGGUAAAUAUCUUUUUCUAUGAAUAAGUAAUACAAUGUAUAUUAAACCCCUUGGUAUUAAACCACAAAUUGUGAUAUUUAAA